Molecule: messenger RNA, 5134 nt
Organism: Sinocyclocheilus anshuiensis
Lineage: Eukaryota; Metazoa; Chordata; Actinopteri; Cypriniformes; Cyprinidae
Product: semaphorin-6B-like
Exons: 18
Coding region: 860-3484 (874 amino acids)
Biological process (GO): semaphorin-plexin signaling pathway; axon guidance; neural crest cell migration
Cellular component (GO): plasma membrane
Molecular function (GO): semaphorin receptor binding; chemorepellent activity
Source: RefSeq, a predicted model, not a curated record
UACAACAGCGCUGAGAGCAAACGCGCGAUCUUUCUCUUUCAGACCAAACGCUGCGGGCUACACGCCGGGGAUUGCGGGAAAUAUUACAUUUCUACCGGACAAUAAGAGUUUCCUUUAACGGAUUCCAGAGUUUGGACUCAAAUCGGAGGCUGCGUCGCGCGCCGCGCACCAAACAAACGAACGUGCCUUUUUGUCCACGCGCUCAGAUGCGUGUUCAUUCCACUGGCGCAGCACUGAAUAACUAUUGUAGCGGUAGGAGAUUUAUAAGGCAAGUGUUUCCAGCCCAGACAGACACGUUUUCAUAAGGCACAGCUGGUUGCGCUGGCGUGGACUGUUUUUGCCAUCAUUUGUUAGACAUAAGGCAGUUUAUUCCCGUUUAUUGCAAACGACUUCUUGGAUACUGGAUGGCUGUCCGAAGGGGAAUACAACGGAUGCAGGACCAAGCCGGGAAUGCCAGUUGUUCACGAGCAGCAUAAACGAGCUUUGUUGCGCGGUGUUUUUACCCGGGGACAGGUGUCGUUGUGUAUGUUGGGGCGGGGGGUUAGUUGUUGGGGGUUCGGACACAGUUGUCUUAAGGAUGUCAGAUCAGGGAUCAGAUCUGCACAUAGACAGGUGCGAUAGAGAGGAGUAGAUUUCACGCGGACCCCUCCUCUCUUCUCCUCUCAGUCAUUCUGGAUUAUAGUCCCGAGGAGGCGAGUCAUUCACAGAGAACCGGGCUCAACGUUUCCCGCGGCUGUUAUCGCCUCUGUCUCUUUCUCACCCCUUCUGUGAGAGUUCACCGCUGGUGGAGCUGUGUGAAGCUGAGGAGAGUUCAGACCUCAACCUGGAGGAGCUUCACUCAUGCCGGAGAUCCUCUACCAUGACGACUGUGGCCAGAUCUUUCAUCGGGAUCUUCUGGCUCCUGCGGUUGGUGUGUGCGGUCUUCCCUGAGGAACCGGGACCUCUGAACUUUAUCCCCACUGAAGUGGUGAGAAGGUAUCCUGUGUUUCUUGGACGACCCCAUCACUCAUCACUCAGACAGGAGCCCUUACACAUUCAGAGGAUCCUGCAGGUCAAUCGUACCCUUUACAUCGGAGCCAGAGAUGACCUUUUCCGAGUGGAGCUGGACAACGUGGUGGGAGAAGAGAUGUUUUACAGCAAGAAAAGGACAUGGGAAUCCAACAAAAAUGACAUCAGAAUUUGCAGAAUGAAAGGAAAACAUGAGGACGAGUGCCGUAACUACAUGAAGGUUCUGCUCAGCCGGCAGGGUGGAUUGUUUAUCUGCGGAACCAACGCCUUCAAUCCGUUAUGUGCCAAUUAUAAAGGAGACACUCUUGAGAUGGUGGGGGAAACUGUCAGUGGGAUGGCUAGAUGCCCAUAUGACCCGAAACAUGCCAACGUGGCCCUGUUUGCUGAGGGGAAUCUUUACACUGCCACAGUGACUGAUUUUCUGGCCAUCGAUGCUGUGAUCUACAGGAGUCUGGGGGACAAUCCUGCUCUGCGAACGGUGAAACAUGACUCCAAAUGGUUUCGAGAGCCGUACUUUGUGAGUGCUGUGGAAUGGGGGCCGCAUGUCUACUUCUUUUUCAGAGAGAUGGCCAUGGAGUUCAACUACCUGGAGAAGGUGGUUGUCUCUCGUGUGGCACGCGUGUGCAAAGCCGAUCAAGGUGGUUCACAACGUGUGCUGGAAAAGCAGUGGACGUCCUUCCUGAAAGCUCGGCUGAACUGCUCAAUCCCAGGAGACUCGCACUUUUACUUCAACCUCCUGCAUUCCACCAGUCCCAUCAUCCGCAUGCACGGCAGGGAUAUCAUCCUCACCGUCUUCUCCACACCCUCCAACAGUAUUCCUGGCUCUGCAGUGUGUGCUUUCGACAUGGAGCAGCUGGCCGGAGUGUUUGAUGGAAGAUUUAAAGAGCAGAAAUCGCCCGAGUCGAUAUGGACACCUGUUCCAGAUGAGGUUGUGCCCAAACCGAGGCCGGGUGGUUGUGCCGUACAAGGCUCCAAGUUCAAUUCCUCCAAUUCUUUCCCUGAUGACAUGUUAACUUUUGUCAAGACCCAUCCGCUGAUGGAUGAAGCCGUCCCAUCACUUGGUCAGAGACCAUGGAUUGUUAGAACCAUGGUCAGAUACCAGCUCAACAAAAUGGUGGUAGACACAAAUGCUGGUCCUUAUGGCAACCAGACAGUCCUCUUUCUGGGUUCCAGCCGAGGGACCAUCCUUAAAUUCCUCGUCACCCCCAACAGGGAUAACACAGUGACCAGCAACAACGUGUUCCUCGAGGAACUGGAAGGCUACAACCCAGACAGGUGUGGGACGGACUCUCCUCAGGCCAGGCAGCUGCUUUCUCUCACGCUGGACCGCAUCAGUCACAGCCUCCUACUGGCUUUCCCUUCUUGCGUGAUCAAAGUGCCUGUAGUACGCUGUCAACUCUAUUCCCGCUGCAUGAAGAACUGCAUCGCCUCACGGGAUCCCUACUGCGGCUGGACCAGAGGAAGCACCUGCUCUUUCCUCCGUGCGGGUACAAGGCUUCCCUUUGAGCAAGACGUCGAGCACGGAAACACUUCUCACUUGGGUGACUGUGACGGUCUUCUGCAGGAGAGUUUCAUCGAGGAACCAGAUGGCUUGGUGUCCGUGAACUUGCUGGUGGUGUCAGCGGUUUCAGCGUUUGCCACUGGGGCGGCUUUGUCUGGUCUGAUGGUGUGUUGGAUAAUGAGCCUCAAGCACCGCCAGCACUCCAGAGCCAGUGGAUCUGGCAUGGGGAGUCGUCGCAAGAGUGACAAGGAGCAGAGCAUGCUGGGACACGGCCACAGCGGUUCCGUGAUCAGCGUGACGCGUAUCAGCGGCAGCGAACGACCCCACUCGCAGGUUGAAAAUAUGUUCACCAACGGCUGGCCAAAAUCUGUAGAUAUCGACCCAGGACUUCCCACUCCAGAACAGACACCUCUGCAGCAGAAACGUCCCACUCCUAAUGUCCAUCUCACAGACUGCGAUUGGGACCAGAGCCAUACUUUCCUCACCCAGACAGGGAUACCCUGCCCGGCGAACUCAGCAGUCAUUUACUUGAGCUCCAAAUACCUGCAAGGUGGGCGGCAAGAGGGAUCAGGUGAUGUUCCUCCUCAUUCGGAGCGCCAGCGGUACCUCAUCCUCUCCCAUCCGCCAAAUCAGCGGGAGCAGAGCGGGCGACCGUCCGCCCCACCUACUCGCAACUCUGCUGGUGAAUACAACUAUCCGACAACGCCUCAGGACUCACCUGACCGCAGGAGGGUGGUUUCAGCUCCUACCACACAGUCGGACUAUGGAGAACAUCUGCGAUGGUCCCGCGAUGGACUCAACUUCAAUAGUAACAACGCGACUCCUUCUGGCCACCACCCGUAUCCCAUACAGCCACGCACUAAUGCUGCGUUAAUAAGGCCAGGUCACCACACUCAGCGAGGGCUCAAUGAGAUACAGGACUACAGCCACCUGCUGGUGAAAAGUAUAAGUGAGCGCAACCCAAAUGGCCAAUGAGUGGUCCAGGCCCGUUCACACCCCUCAGAGUCCCAUCACCCCCAAGACCCAGACUCCUUCUGUAAUCCUGCACUUCCUGUCCUCUCUCACUGCCAUCCAGUGUCUUUCAAGUCCCCCACCAGUGGCUGAGCUCUAGGACUACCGAGUGUGAGAGAACGAGAGCUUUAAUGGUUGAUGGUGUUAAAGCCGCUGUCCUCCCCUGCCUGUGGGGUGAUGCCACUUAGCACGUUAGCGGCUUCUAUCACACCCUGUCUAAUGAAGCGGAAGGAUCGCUUAGGAAUAACGGCUGCGUUGGGUGAUGGGAGGUGAAAUACAUAAUCAUAAUCCUGCGAACGGCUACGUUGACUGUUUAGCAUAGUGAAGCGGUUCCGGAUUGUCUCUCUGUGUAAUCUCAAGCCCUCUAAACCAUUCAGUGGAAGUGAUCUGUUUCGUUUUCACCUCUCUUGCUUUACAUUUGCGACUGCGGAUGCUUCUUUUGUGCAUCCUUUGCAGACAAGCUUAAACUUCCUUGUGUCUGUUUGUAUGUGUAUGUGAGCCGCGCCAAAACGGGGAUUAAAAUGUGCUUGCCGGCUAGACUUGAUGUGAAAGCAAAAUGGCCGACCAACACUGGAGUUUCAUAAGUGAUCUGAUGUCAAAUGACUGACUACCCCUCCCUCUCUUAACCUAUUAUGUGUCAGGAAGCAAUCAAGACAACUGCCAUGUGACUUUAAAGACUUGUGUGCUGGAAUAUCAGAUGUAAAUGGGUCAUGGAAAAGAGCGUUCGCCAAAAAUCAUGGAGGAAUCAACCCAUGCUUUCUGGACGGAGCAUUGGAAGCACUGUGGAAAUUACUUUAUAUUGCGUACAGGGACAUAUGUUGUUGGGUGGACCCAUUUAUUUUGUGGUGUAUCUUAAAAACCAAGAAAUUUUGUGCAUUUUUUAUCCCCUACACAUGCUAGAAUUAGAGCAGGGCAUUUGCAACACUUUCUCUUUCUUUCGCUCGGCCUGGCUUCGUUCUCUGCAAUCCAUUGAGUCGAAUGUGAGCUCAGUUGUCUGGGCCGAGUUGGGCCGCUAGGGAGCUGCAUUCAGAGUGUCUCACUGACACUGGGUGUCUUUGUGUGGCCCAGCCAGAGAAGACCAUCCUAACAACAAAUAACCGUUAAAGAGUCAUGGCCUAGCCAUCAGCCCAGCCCAGGAGAAUGUCAAUGAGGAGCCAGACAGAUCGGACCGCUCUGGGUUCCCCCUCACUGCCAGCCUUCACAAACCUCACAGAAUCAGAUGAAUACAAUGUUACAUUUAGAUGGAGAGCAAAAAAAUCAGACCCACUGGGCUCCCGAUGGCACUGUGCCUGCUUCAGCCAUUGUUCAGUUUCCUCUGGCUCUCUUUAGAUUGCUGUUUGUUUGUUUGUUUCAGGGUUGUAAACCCCACGGGAGGGAGAAAAGAAAUAGUGUACUAUUCAAUUCAUUCACCUCUCAGUGAACGACAUUAUCUCUGUUUUCUUCCCGUGAGGCAACGGUAAUUUAGUGUGUGCUAGUGUGUCCACUAGAGGGCGGUAAUGCACGUUGAGUUUUUUUUGUUUUGUUUUUUUUACUUAGUGCUCAAUUUACUCUUUUUGCAGUGUGAGAUGACACAUUUCUGGAGUAAUUACGUUGUAAAAAUGUUUUGAUUUUAAC